Messenger RNA from Oncorhynchus gorbuscha (pink salmon), 3217 nucleotides. RefSeq names its product kinesin-like protein KIF13A. NCBI's taxonomy places the organism in Eukaryota, Metazoa, Chordata, Actinopteri, Salmoniformes, Salmonidae. Gene Ontology annotation, molecular function: microtubule binding; ATP binding; cell adhesion molecule binding. The record is from RefSeq and is a predicted model, not a curated record. Gene Ontology annotation, biological process: microtubule-based movement; regulation of protein localization. Gene Ontology annotation, cellular component: adherens junction.
CCUCCCUGGUUAAGUCCCCAGGCUUUAGUCUAGUUUACCCAACAAAGUCAGUGGGACAUUGAAUCCUAAAUCUCUUCCCUUCCUCACGCUCCACCGCCCCAUUUAUGAGGCCUUUCACAGCAGGCAGCACCAGAAACAACGCCUGCCUGGACCUCAAUGAAUGAGCGGAGGAGUGAAUGAAUGAACGAGAGGAAUGAAAGAAGAAACAUCACUACAGCAGUGAUGUGUGAAGUGAAUUAUGAGGAAACAAUCCAAGGUGUUUGCCUUUGACCAUUGUUUCUGGUCCAUGGAUGAGUCCAACAUGCCCAAGUAUGCUGGUCAAGAGGUGGUGUUCCAGUGCCUUGGUGAGGGAAUACUGGAAAACGCCUUUCAAGGAUACAAUGCCUGCAUUUUCGCCUACGGACAAACAGGGUCAGGGAAGUCCUUCUCCAUGAUGGGGAAUAAGAAGGCUCCAGGGCUGAUCCCCAGGCUGUGCUGCUCCCUGUUUGAGAGGAUCGGCCGGGAGGACAGCCAGGUUCUCUCCUUCAAGGUGGAGGUCUCCUACAUGGAGAUAUACAACGAGAAGGUCCGUGACCUGCUGGACCCUAAAGGGAGUCGACAGUCUCUGAAGGUCAGAGAGCACAAGGUUCUGGGUCCGUAUGUGGACGGUCUGUCACAACUGGCGGUCACCAACUUUGAGGACAUUGAGGUGUUGAUGUCGGAGGGGAAUAAGUCGAGGACGGUAGCGGCCACCAAUAUGAAUGAGGAGAGCAGUCGUUCCCACGCCGUUUUCAGCAUCAUCGUCACACAGACACUCUACGACCUGAAGUCUGGGAACUCAGGGGAGAAGGUGAGCAAGAUGAGCCUGGUGGAUCUGGCUGGUAGUGAGCGUGUAUCUAAAACUGGAGCUGCAGGGGAGAGGCUGAAGGAGGGCAGCAACAUCAACAGGUCUCUUACCACACUGGGCUGUGUGAUCUCUGCGCUGGCGGACCAGUCUGCGGGGAAGGGGGGGAAGAAUAAGUUUGUUCCUUACAGAGACUCUGUCCUCACCUGGCUUCUCAAGGACAACCUGGGUGGCAACAGUAAGACGUGUAUGAUCGCCACGGUGAGCCCAGCAGCUGAUAACUACGAGGAGACGUUGUCCACGCUGCGUUACGCAGACCGCGCCAAGAGGAUCGUCAACCACGCCGUCGUCAAUGAAGACCCCAACGCACGGAUCAUCAGAGAGCUCCGGGAGGAAGUGGAGAAACUCAGAGUACAGCUCUCUCAGGCUGAGUCUCUAAAGGCUCCAGAGCUGAAGGAGAGGCUUCAGGAGUCAGAGAAGCUGAUCCAGGAGAUGACCGUUACCUGGGAGCAGAAACUACGCAACACAGAGGAGAUUGCUACGGAGCGUCAGCAGCAGUUAGAGAGUAUGGGGAUCUCCCUGGAGACGUCUGGGAUCAAAGUUGGAGAUGACAAGUGCUUCCUGGUCAACCUGAAUGCAGACCCCGCCCUCAAUGAGCUGCUGGUCUACUACCUAAAGGAACACACGCUUGUGGGUGCAGACACCUCUCAGGACAUCCAGCUCUUUGGGAUUGGUAUCCAGUCAGAACACUGUGUGUUGGAGAUCAGCCCAGAUGGGGGGGAGGUCACCCUCACCCCUAUAGAGAAUGCCAGAACCUGUGUGAAUGGAACCAUGACUGAGUCCUUGGUCCACCUGUGGCAUGGAGACCGCAUAUUGUGGGGCAACAACCACUUCUUCAGGAUAAACCUGCCUGGGAGGAAGCGGCGUGAGCGUCUGAAGGAGCUGGAGAGGGAACGGGCGUCCAGGGAGAGCUAUGUAGAGGUAGACGUAGAGACAGACAGCGAGGCCUCCUCAGAACAGGACUACAGCUAUGAGUUCGCCCAGACGGAGGUCAUGAUGAAGACCCUGGGAAACAACGAUCCCAUGCAGAAUGUGGUCCAGGUUUUAGAGAAGCAGUACCUGGAGGAGAAACGCACAGCGCUGGAGGAACAGAGGAUGAUGUAUGAGAGAGAGCUGGAGUCACUACGGCAACAGCUGUCUCCUGAGAGGACCAAUCAGCAUCAGCGAUCCAGCAGCGAUCGCCUCACCUUCCCCACACACACACCAUCACACCACAGCAAGAUACGCCCCUGGACUGAGGAGAGGGACGAGCUGUUUCGUCAGAGUCUGUCCAGGCUGAGGGAGCAGGUUGUCAAGGCCAACACCCUGGUGAGAGAGGCCAACUUCCUGGCAACGGAGAUGAACAAACUGACUGACUACCAGGUCACCCUCCAGAUCCCUGCAGCUAACCUCAGUGCCAACCGCAAGCGUGGAGCCAUAGUGAGUGAACCAGCCAUCCUGGUGAGGUGGAAAGGGAAGGGGACACAGGUCUGGACCAUCGACAAGCUGGACAACAAACUAGUGGACAUGAGAGACCACUACAGAGACUGGAAGGAGGGAGCUGAGGACACGCAUAACAAGCUGAACAACCACAAGCAGCACAGUGAGUCCUUCUAUGAAGCUCAGGAGAACCACAACCUGAUAGGAGUGGCCAACGUCUUUCUGGAGUGUCUGUUCCACGAUAUCAGACUACAGUACGCUGUUCCUAUCAUCAGCCAGCAGGGGGAGGUAGCCGGCAGGCUCCACGUAGAGCUGAUGCGUGUCAGUGGGGCGGUGCCGGACCGGCUGGAGGGCGGAGAUGACUCGUCAGAGAACUCCAGUGAGAGCAGCAUCUACGAUGUGAUGGACACUCAGGGAGAGAUGGUCCACAUGGCCAGGAAACUCACCUGCAGGGUGCGUAUCAGGGAGGCGACGGGGCUGCCUCUCAACCUUUCCAAUUUCGUCUUCUGCCAGUACACCUUCUGGGAGGGGGCGGAGCCUACGGUGGCCCCGCCCAUGGUCAGCCCAGACACGCCAACCACGCCCCGCAGCCCCGACGCCCAGUUCACCGUCCGCUUCGACCACUGCAAGGAGUAUGUGGUCCAUGUGACAGAGGAGUUUUUAGAGUUCAUCGCAGACGGGGCGCUGGCCAUCGAGGUGUGGGGUCACCGCUGUGCCGGGAACGGACGCUCUCUCUGGGAGCUGGACGCACUGCUGGCCAAGACACGCACCCUACGAGACAGGUGGAGUGAGGUGUCUCGUCGUAUUGAGCUGUGGGUUUCUAUCCAGGAGCUGAAUGAGCAGGGGGACUACUCUGAUGUAGAGAUGCAUCCUGGGAAGGACAUUGGUACUGGAGGAGUGUUCCAGCUCAGACAG